This is a messenger RNA of Octopus bimaculoides (California two-spot octopus), 2019 nucleotides long. RefSeq lists its product as uncharacterized. Lineage: Eukaryota; Metazoa; Mollusca; Cephalopoda; Octopoda; Octopodidae. Gene Ontology annotation, molecular function: RNA polymerase II cis-regulatory region sequence-specific DNA binding; DNA-binding transcription factor activity. Gene Ontology annotation, biological process: regulation of transcription by RNA polymerase II. The record is from RefSeq and is a predicted model, not a curated record.
GGGAAAUAACUUAUACAACACUGCAAUUAAAUUACUAAUUAGUGUGAUUUAUAGCCGGUCACUGACUCGUUUAUAUCAUAAUACGAAUAUCACAUCAAGUUGUCGUAAAAGAAAGUUCUUCAAUCAAAUGUGCCUUUGAUAUUUUUAUCAACUUUCAUCAAACUAAAGAAGACGAUAUAUUUAUAAGGAGCCUUCAUCAAUACAUCAUCCUAUUUAUAUAGAUAUUCUUUCAUAAUGAAUAAUUUAACUAAAUCUGAAAACCCUAAUACAAGUGAAAAACUGUAUUCCUGUGAUGUCUGUGGUAAAUCAUUCUCUGGAAGAAGUGACUUGACUAAACACAAAUGUACACAUGCUGGAGAGAAGCUAUUUCAUUGUGAUAUUUGUGGCAAAUCAUUCUACACAAGUGGUCAAUUGACUUGUCACAAAUGUAUUCAUACUGGAGUAAAGCCAUAUCAUUGUAGUAUCUGUGGUAAAUCAUUCUUUCAGAGUGGGAACUUGAAUAUACACAAACGUACACAUACAGGAGAGAAGCCAUAUCAUUGUGAUAUCUGUGGUAAAUCAUUCUCUCAAAGUGGUGCCUUAACUAGUCAUAGACGUAUUCAUACUGGGGAAAAACCACAUGACUGUGACGUCUGUGGUAAAUCAUUGUCUGGAAAGAGUGUCUUGACUAUUCACAAAGGUGUUCAUAUAGGAGAGAAGCCAUAUCAUUGCAAUACCUGUGGUAAAUCAUUCACUCAGAGUGGUGACUUGACUAAGCACAGACCUACGCAUACAGGAGAGAAGCCAUAUCAUUGUGAUAUUUGUGGUAAAUCAUUCUCACAAAGUGGUGAGUUGACAUCACACAAACGUACACAUACUGGAGAGAAGCCAUAUCCUUGUGAUAUUUGUGGUAAAUCAUUUUCUCAAAGUGGUGCCUUGACUAUUCACAAACGUAUUCAUACUGGGGAAAAACCAUAUGACUGUGAUAUCUGUGGUAAGUCAUUUUCUGCAAGUAGCAGUUUAACUCAACACAAACGCAUUCAUACAGGAGAGAAGCCAUAUCAUUGCGAUAUCUGUGGUAAAUCAUUCUCUUACAAGAAUGUCUUAAUUAAACACAGACGGACACAUACAGGAGAGAAGCCAUAUCAUUGUGAUAUUUGUGGUAAAUCAUUUUCUGAAAGUAGCAUUGUGACUAAACACAAACGUAGUCAUACAGGAGAGAAACCAUAUCAUUGUGAUAUCUGUGGUAAAUCAUUCUCUCAAAAUAAUAAUUUAGCUAAACACAAAAGCAUUCAUAUUGGGGAAAAACAAUAUCACUGUGGUAUCUGUGGUAAAUCAUUCUCCAGAAAUAGUAACAUGACUAGGCACAAACAUAUUCAUACAGGUGAGAAACCAUAUGAUUGUGGUAUCUGUGGUAAAUCCUUUUCUGGAACUAGUCACAAAUGUAUUUAUACAAGGGAGAAACCAUAUCACUGAUAUGUGUGGUAAAAAUUAUUCUCUCAAAGUAGUCACUUGACGAAUCACAGACAUUCAUUCAGGAGAGAAGCCAUAUCAUUGUGAUAUUGAUGGAAAAUCUUUGUUUUGCAAUAGCCAAUAAACGUAUUCAUACUGGGAAAAAGACAUAUCAGUUAUAUAUAUAUAUAUAUAAAUCAUUUUCUGGAAAUAGCACUUAAGCUUGUCACACAUAUAUUCACACAGGCCAGAAGCCAGAUUGUUGUGAUACCUGUGGUAAAUUAUUCACUAAAAAUGUUGAUGUAACUAAUCACAAUUGGAUACAUCCUGGAGAAAUUAUUUUCUGAUGUCAGUUACUUAAAAAGACUCAAAUUUAUUCAUACAGGAGAGAAGCCAUAUUGUGAUAUCUGUGGUAGUCAUUCUCUCAAAUGUGUGCUUUGACUAGACACAAACACACACAUAUAGGAGAGAAGCCAUAACAUUGCAAUACCUGUGGUAAUUCAGUUUUGAAAAUGAUGUUUUAACUAUACAUGAACAUGUUCAUACCAGAGAGAAAAUAUGCAUUGUCAAAUCUUGUGGUAAAUCAUU